AUGAGGUCAGCGACAAACAAACAUUUGCACACCCACAGAUCGACAGCUCGAAACCCUCCGCGAGACAAUGAGGCGAAGUCGAGCCUAUGGUUCGAGCUGGGAAUAAGACCGAUCCUUUGGUAUGCUGAGUUCGGGUUGGGCAGAUUCACUCUUAAUCAAGCAGACAUAAAGUGGGGCCACUUGAGGUGGAAUUUAAGACUCGGGCUGACCACGGUUUCGGUUUUGACCGGGCCCCAUCAACUUCCUCAGGAUUCACUAACUCCAGUUCGGUACCAGCCGAGAGUGUAA
Molecule: messenger RNA, 288 nt
Organism: Protopolystoma xenopodis
Lineage: Eukaryota; Metazoa; Platyhelminthes; Monogenea; Polystomatidea; Polystomatidae
Source: the annotation of a GenBank genome assembly